Messenger RNA from Hyaena hyaena (striped hyena), 1941 nucleotides. RefSeq names its product PDZ and LIM domain 3 (gene PDLIM3). Lineage: Eukaryota; Metazoa; Chordata; Mammalia; Carnivora; Hyaenidae. The coding region runs from base 94 to 1188 and encodes 364 amino acids. Gene Ontology annotation, cellular component: adherens junction; stress fiber; Z disc. Gene Ontology annotation, biological process: actin cytoskeleton organization; heart development; muscle structure development. The transcript has 8 exons. Gene Ontology annotation, molecular function: actin binding; muscle alpha-actinin binding. The record is from RefSeq and is a predicted model, not a curated record.
UGGGGAGCGGAGUGGCUGUCCCGCUCGGGGACACUUGCCGCCGCUCACUGCGCUCCAGUCCUUGGGAGCCAAGGCCACCACGCCAAGAGCACCAUGCCCCAGAACGUGGUUCUUCCGGGCCCUGCGCCCUGGGGCUUCAGACUCUCGGGGGGCAUAGACUUCAACCAGCCUUUGGUCAUCACCAGGAUUACUCCAGGAAGCAAGGCGGCAGCUGCCCACCUGUGUCCUGGAGAUGUCAUCCUGGCUAUUGAUGGCUUUGGUACAGAGUCCAUGACUCACGCUGAUGCACAGGACAGGAUUAAAGCAGCAGGCCACCAGCUGUGCCUCAAAAUUGACAGGGCAGAAACUCGCUUAUGGUCUCCACAGGUAUCUGAAGAUGGGAAAGCUCAUCCUUUCAAAAUCAACUUGGAAUCAGAACCACAGGAUGUGAACUACUUUGAACACAAGCACAAUAUUCGGCCCAAACCUUUCAUAAUCCCAGGCCGAAGCAGUGGAUGCAGUACUCCGUCCGGUAUUGACGGUGGCAGUGGACGUAGCACCCCUUCUUCUGUCAGUACUCUUAGUACUAUUUGCCCAGGUGACUUGAAAGUUGCUGCUAAGAUGGCCCCUAACAUUCCUUUGGAAAUGGAACUUCCUGGUGUGAAGAUUGUACAUGCUCAGUUUAAUACACCUAUGCAGUUGUACUCAGAUGACAAUAUUAUGGAAACACUUCAGGGUCAGGUUUCAACAGCUCUAGGGGAAACACCCUCAAUGAGUGAACCCGUAGCCUCCGUGCCCCCCCAGUCAGAUGUGUACCGGAUGCUCCAUGACAAUCGAAAUGAACCUACCCAGCCCCGCCAGUCGGGCUCCUUCAGAGUGCUCCAGGAAUUAGUGAACGACGGCCCUGAUGACCGUCCUGCUGGCACUCGGAGUGUGAGAGCUCCAGUUACAAAAGUCCACGGUAGCUCUGGCAGCACACAGAAGAUGCCACUCUGUGACAAAUGUGGGAGUGGCAUUGUUGGUGCUGUUGUGAAGGCGCGGGAUAAGUACCGGCAUCCCGAGUGCUUCGUGUGUGCCGACUGUAACCUCAACCUCAAACAGAAGGGCUACUUCUUCGUGGAGGGGGAGCUGUACUGCGAAACCCAUGCAAGAGCUCGCACGCGGCCCCCAGAGGGCUACGACACAGUCACUCUUUAUCCCAAAGCUUAAUUUGAGUCUUAACCCAGACCAGAGCACGCACACCCUCACGCGCACUUAACGCAGGAAGACAUCAAUAGCUUUGCGCAGAAGUAUAGCAAACUGUUGACUCCAAAUCUAAAACCAAGGCUUUUAGACAUUCAUCUUAUUGUUACUGAAGAAAAGGAGUGGGAGACAAAUGCCUGCUAUAAAUAUAUGUGUAAACACACAUUUAGCUAUGUUUUGCAGCUUUUCUCUCUGGGGCUAGCAGUGACUGAAUGACAUUUAAAGCAAUACUUUUUUUCUAUGUCCUACUCCACAACUUACAUUUGUAUUAUGACAUCAAGAUAUUUGGGGAAGCCUAAUUACCUUUCUUUAACAAGCUGUUUUUGCAAUUGUAGUAAAUACCAAAUGGCAGUUGUCUGUUAUUGUUUUAUUAUAGUGCAUGUCAGGAAGAAAUUCCCUAGAUUUUCUCUAGUUUCAUAUUCAAACAAUUAUACCACCAGAUGAAAUAUCCAUAAUAAAUACAUAAAAUAUUUUUAAAAUACCGAAUGAAGUGGCACUCAAUGCAUUCAAAUAAAAGCAACAUUCCAACAAGAGACCCAAUCAUAUCUUGACAUGUACACUAACAACCCAGCUAUUUUAAGAAAAAUAUGGUUUAGUUUUUGUAAGUCCUUCACUCUUUCUUAUAAGCCCACAAUUUCUGCUGAAAGGACGAACACUUAAAUUUGCUAAUUAAAUAUAAUUCACUCCCUUUCCAUUAAAACAGUUGCUUAUGCUCUGAAA